This is a messenger RNA of Bemisia tabaci, 392 nucleotides long. The record is from RefSeq and is a predicted model, not a curated record. NCBI's taxonomy places the organism in Eukaryota, Metazoa, Arthropoda, Insecta, Hemiptera, Aleyrodidae.
CAAUAACAAAAUAGUGAUGUCUUCAGAGGUGUAAAUUAUUUUUAAAUUUCAAGUUCCUUUUUAUUUUCUGUGAUUCCAUUUAUUUAUUAAUUUUUUCUGUUUAUCAUGUCUUGUAAAGACCAUGAUCCAGCCGAAAAUUUAAAGAAGAAACCGUCGAAGAGUAUUUUGAAAUCCUCCUCUAGUUUUGAAACUGCGGAUCGAAGGCAAGGAAAGAAAGCUCUUGCUGAGAAGGCAAAAAAUGCAAAAUGGGACGAAAUGAACAUCAUAGCCACCCUUCAUCCUGCAGACAAAGAUUAUGGGCACAUGAAAAUAGACGAGCCAAAGACGCCUUAUGAGCGAACUGUGGAUGAAGAUGAAACUGACAGUUUGGAUGUGGACCUACUGGCUGAAAA